AGCAACCAGUCAUUUUUCGUUUUAUUUAAUUAUAUUAUAUUCUAUAAUAAGAAAACUUAAAUAGUAAAUAGACUAUUGAAAUCCAACACCAAAAAUUUCUGAACAUGAAUUUACUUAUUACAAGUAUGAUUAUAUUAGUAUUAGCUGUUCAUUUCUCCUUAGCACCGAAUGAUUUUUAUUUUGUUUUAAUUAUAGCAGUAAGUUUAUUAAAAUGCGUUAAAUGUGGUAGGAGCAACGAAUUAAGGCAAGGUGUUGCAUGUUCUCAUACAAUUUGUAAGACUUGUAAACGUCUAAAGUUGUUUUGUACGGUGUGUAAUAAAAAAUUCGGUAAAGUAACAAUUUUAAGAUGUUCAUUAUGUAAUUCAGAUAGAUAUGACACAUUCAUGAGGUCCAACAAUAAAUUAUACUGUAUGAAUUGCAAUUUAUAUGGAUUGGUCCCACAAGAGAUUGAAACUUCGUCAUAUAGACAAAGAUUGGUUUCACAAGAGAUUGAAGCAUCGUCAUCCAGACAAAAUGAUGACACCGAAGGUAGUAACAGAACCCCAAUUUUGCACAACUUUUUUAUAUAGACAAUGAUAAGUUAUGGAAAUAUUGUAUAAUAUAAUAUAUUAUACAAUACUAUAUAUUAUAUAGUGUUUAUACAUGGCGGACCCGCCAUGUUCUAUCAAUAAUAAUCAAUAUUGGAUCUAGUCAAUAUUUUGCAUUAUUAUUAUCAUUUUAAUAAUUGUUAUAUUUAGGACUAUAAACGUUUUACAAUAAGUAAUAGUUUUUUUAUUUAUAAAAAAAAAUAUUUGUAUAUUUUUAAUUUACGAAAAAUGAAACAAAAAUGUUCAUGAUAGUCUUAUUACUUUGAUGAAAUCUUUUGCUUAUUAUUACAGUUAUUAUUUACUUUUGUAAACUUCAUUGGCUGAAUUUAAUA
Molecule: messenger RNA, 919 nt
Organism: Daktulosphaira vitifoliae (grape phylloxera)
Lineage: Eukaryota; Metazoa; Arthropoda; Insecta; Hemiptera; Phylloxeridae
Exons: 10
Coding region: 105-569 (154 amino acids)
Source: RefSeq, a predicted model, not a curated record